Rosa rugosa (rugosa rose) is the source of this 672-nucleotide messenger RNA. RefSeq names its product membrane magnesium transporter. Gene Ontology annotation, cellular component: EMC complex; Golgi apparatus; plasma membrane. The transcript is spliced from 4 exons. The coding region runs from base 94 to 420 and encodes 108 amino acids. NCBI's taxonomy places the organism in Eukaryota, Viridiplantae, Streptophyta, Magnoliopsida, Rosales, Rosaceae. The record is from RefSeq and is a predicted model, not a curated record.
GCACUUCUUCAACAGAGCAAAAAGCUGGAGUGAGAACCUCGCAUAUCGUAAACGACGUCGUAGAGUCCGAUACCGGAGAUCGGAGCUAAAAAAAUGGGUUUCAGUUUGGGAUUCUUGGUCGGAAUCUUCGGAGUUCUGAUUCUCUUUCAUGCCGCUUACUCAACUGUUCAGUAUAGGGGAUUGUUGAAGAUUAUGGAGGAGGAGUUUUCAGGACCACCAAUCACUGUGGUGGUUGAAUUGCUUCUAGGGUUAGUGUUGAGUUUGUGGGCAGGACUUACUGUUCCGGGCACGUUUCUGUCAAUACAUCCCCAUUCUGAAGAGAAUAGGAUAGUUGCUCUACCGGCUAACCUAGACUUUAUGGUCUUCAACCAUCGUGGGAAAGUAUUUCCCGUGGAGAUGGAUUUGAAGCUGAAACAUUAAGGUCUUCAAUUCAUUCAAGCAGAACACUGUUUUCAGUUAAUUUUCUAGCCUUCAGAGAGAAGAAUGGCAGCAUGUGGCGCAGUGGUGCUUUAUAGGCAUUUGACAGCAUCUGGAAAAUCAUGAAUACUGCUUCUCUACUUGUUUUUGUUUCCUUGGAUUAUGUUACUUUAUUUUGCCUUUACCUAUGUAGCUUCUAACCAGAGGAUACCUGUUCUAGUUAUUUGAACUAGUUGCUUUUCCAGCUUUUUUCUA